Molecule: messenger RNA, 1744 nt
Organism: Lathyrus oleraceus (garden pea)
Lineage: Eukaryota; Viridiplantae; Streptophyta; Magnoliopsida; Fabales; Fabaceae
Product: 30S ribosomal protein S9, mitochondrial
Exons: 4
Coding region: 232-1419 (395 amino acids)
Biological process (GO): translation
Cellular component (GO): ribosome; cytosolic small ribosomal subunit
Molecular function (GO): structural constituent of ribosome; RNA binding
Source: RefSeq, a predicted model, not a curated record
AAAAAAAAUACACCUAUUGUAAAAAAAAAAAAACAACACUCGCACAAGUCCCCGAUCGGAAUGGGCCAGUGAGUGAAGUUUAGGGCACUUCUUCAUCUUCAGAGCAAGCUCGCCGCCGCUAUCAGCUUUCUCUCCGGCGACACUCAUUUUCACAAUCUCAACGGUAAGAGUCUAUGAAUGAAUAAACUAUAGCUUAUUUCUUCAAUCAAAUCAAAAAUCGAUUAUUUCACCAUGCUUUCUCGUUUAAUCCCCAAAAAACCCUCUCAUUUCCGCCGCCUUUUCUCCCUCCCUUCCAAACAACCCUAUUUCCCCAAUUCACCAUUCAAUCCGCACUUCACCGCUCUUCCAAAACCCUUCUCCAGCAGCAGUAACAAUAACAACAACAACACCAAGGAUCCGGUAUGGAAGAGUUUCGGAGAAUCCAAGGAGAAGUUCGACAAUUUGUUUACGGAAGAAAGUGAAAGCAUUGAUGGGAUGAACGAGGUGGAAGGGGAGAGAGUAAGGAAGGAUGCUGAUGAGGAAAAGUGGUAUUUGGAAGAGAAGGGUAUUGAUAAUGAGGAUGAGAAUACUUUGUUUAAAGGGAUUGAUAACGCAGCCGAGGGAAAGAGUAGUGGAAGUGGUGAGUUUCGUAGCCACAUUGAUCAAGCUUGGAACAUGAAAGAGGAUGAAGGUGAUGUUUUUGAUUUAAAAGAGGAUGAUGUGGGUAGGGAGGAAGUUGGGGAACUCGAUGUUGUGGAUGGUGAGACGAAAGAGGAUGUGGAGAAGCUUGAGAAGGAAGAGAAAGAACUCACUGUCAUUCUUGAAGGACCAAAACGUGCUUUUGGUGAUUUGAUUGCUGCUUCAGGAAUCACGGAUGAAAUGCUUGACAGUUUGAUUGCAUUGAAAGAUUUUGAAGGGAUUGAUGGGUUGCCCCCUCUUAGGGUAAUAGAAGAUAUACGCUAUGAGAAGAAUACUAGAAAAUCCACCAGAGCUGAAAUGGAGCGUCUAAAGCAAGAGGAAGCAGCAAAAGCAAGAGUGAGACAAGUAGAUGAUAAAGGACGUGCUUAUGGAACAGGCAGGAGAAAAUGCAGUAUAGCACGUGUCUGGGUUCAGCCCGGUAACGGUAAAUUUAUGGUUAACGAUAAAGAGUUUGAUGUCUAUUUCCCUAUGAUCGAUCACCGUGCUACUCUCCUUCGACCUUUCUCUGAGACAAAGACAUUGGGGCUCUGGGAUGUUAACUGUACUGUGAAAGGUGGUGGUGUUUCGGGGCAAGUUGGAGCUAUACGAUUGGGUGUUAGCAAGGCUUUGCAAAACUGGGAACCAGAAUUGCGACCUGCACUUAGAAGCGUCGGCUUCUUGACAAGAGAUUCAAGAGUGGUAGAAAGGAAAAAGCCUGGAAAAGCAAAAGCAAGAAAAAGUUACCAAUGGGUCAAGCGUUAAUCAAGUAUAUUAUUCUGUGGGUGGCAAUUUUUGUAUUUCAUUGAUCCUGUACUGCAUCGUAUGUUUGGAUUUCAACGACACUAAGGAUAGAAGAAGAUUUGUGUUAUGAGUCAUUCACCCUUUCCAGAGAGCUACUAGUUGCUGUUUUUGUUAUAGUAGUCCUAACUUCAUAAUGAAUGUUGUUUUAGGGAUAUGUUAUAUCCAUUUUGGUUAUUUUUGUGUAGUCAUGUUUUUGAUAUACAUGUAUUUCUGAUAAAAAGUGAAACAUUCCAUGUUUUAUUUUUUUGGGAAAAUAAAGGGAACCAACAUCGUUCUUAAAGAAGAA